This is a messenger RNA of Racocetra persica, 396 nucleotides long. NCBI's taxonomy places the organism in Eukaryota, Fungi, Glomeromycota, Glomeromycetes, Diversisporales, Gigasporaceae. The record is from the annotation of a GenBank genome assembly.
AUGUCUUCAAACAAUGAUGCUUUACAAAAUCAAAUGUCUUCAAACAAUGAUGCUUUAAACUUUGUUAUAGUUGAUCCCUCGCGUCAAAUUUCACGUCAGAAAACUAUCGAAAAGAUUCAGGCUCUUGAAGAUAGAAUUUCUUCUUUAGAAACUAUCAAACAGAUUCAGGUUCUUGAAGAUACAAUUUCUCCCUUAGAAGAAAAAUUAUCUUCUUUAGAAACUAUCAAAAAGAUUCAGGCUCUUGAAGAUAAAAUUUCUUCUUUAGAAGAAAAAUUAUCUCUUGAAGAUAAAAUUUCUUCUUUAGAAGAAAAAUUAUCUUCUUUAGAAACAAACUUUUCUUUGUAUAAUCAGUGGAUUUCUCAGCUGACUCUUCUUGCGUUUCCUCCUGAACUUUAG